AUGUUUGAGGAUAUUUUGGCUAUGGUAAUACCACCGUGGAUAAUUAAUCCAUAUGGUGACAUAGAAGAAACGAAUGUCAUAAUACAAGAGGAACUGACUGAGCUAAGUACAAACGAAGAACUUAAGGUUGAGUUUAAAAACGGAUAUCAGCAAUUCUGGCUGGAAUAUAGCGAGGAAAUUUUUAAUUUCCUUUCCAUCGUCAUACCUAGUGGAAAGGGGGUUCAGCGCUAUUACCAAUCUCCUAACGACAAAAAGAAACAGACUGGACAUCAUUAGCCGAGGAGAUUUAAGAUUAACCCUUACAAAAUUGACGCCAAUUGUUGAUAAUUUAUUAUUAAAGCAACGGAUUCAUC
Acanthoscelides obtectus is the source of this 353-nucleotide messenger RNA. The record is from the annotation of a GenBank genome assembly. Lineage: Eukaryota; Metazoa; Arthropoda; Insecta; Coleoptera; Chrysomelidae.